GAUUUUCCACCGCGGUUCCAUUCAAACUGGUAAUAAACACGUCAGACCAAGUUUUUGUUAUUUUUUGUGAUGAUUCAUUCAUGAUUCGGGAAAACAUUGUUUAAUCUCUGUCAGCAAUCUGAACGCAGUUAAAACUAGUUAAAACUUGCAAUUAUUGACGGAACGACUUCAGUUCCUUUAAAGCAUUCUAGGAUUGAGCUAGUGAUUGAGUUCCAAAUUUCCAUACAUAUUUCGAACAGACUUUAAUGAUGAGUCUUCAGUGGGGCAUCGUCGCUGGAUUUUUGUACUUUGAAAUCGGAGUUGUCGUUCUGCUUCUCCUUCCGUUUAUUUCUGCGCAGAGAUGGCUAAAGAUAUUUCGAUCCAGAAUAUUGCAUAGUCUCGGAGCUCAGACACAGCUCUACUUUUAUGGACUGUUCGGACUGCUUUGCCUCCUUUUCUUGGAUGCUAUCCGUGAAAUGAGGAAGUAUUCGAAUGAAGAAUAUGAUCUGACUGUAAAUCCCAAAGCAGAAAUGCAAGCGCAUAUGAAACUGUUUAGGGCGCAGAGAAAUUUCUACAUUUCUGGAUUCGCAUUGUUCUUUUCCUUGAUCAUCCGACGACUGGUGAGUCUCAUUAGCAUCCAGGCUACUCUGCAUGCCCAAACGGAAGCAGCUCUGAAACAGGCGUCAUCCGCAUCCGAUGCCGCGAGGAGGUUGAUGAAUGAUGGUGAUAAGAAAAAUGCUAAUGACAAGGAAAGCAGUGCUAAGGUUGCCACUUUGGAAACUGAAGUGAACACGCUGAAAGAAGAACUUGAGAAACUGACCAAGGACAGAAAUGCCGUCAAGUCACAAGCUGCCAGUGUUUCGAAGGAGUACGAUCGGUUGACUGACGAGUACGCCAAAUUGCAGAAGAAACUCUCCACUUCUGGAGGAGACAAGAAGGCUGACUGAUAACCUUUCCGUUCCCAUCAUGUUACGGAAUUGAGUUUAAUCAUAUAAAGUUGAAUCACAAAAAGUGUGUAGAAGCUUUGUUUUUUCUCUUAUAAUAUUAAUUAUCUCUUGAUAUUAAUGAAUUACUUCUGAAUGAAUUUGAGCAUUUGUGGUACCAUUUAUUACAAAAAUUGCGAUUAGGUUGCUUCUCUAAAUUAUUUCGUGAUCUCGGCGAUAACAAAAACCAAAAGUCUCUACAUAUAUAUUACCUAAUUCAAUAACUUACAAUUUUUAAUUGGUACUUAAUUAAUAUAAUAAAUAGGAUUUGGUUUAUUUGUGUUGGUAUUUCAAAAGUGGUGGCGAGGGGAUCGUCAUUAUAUUAAAAAUUAUAUCACAGUUACAAUACCUGAAACUAGAUUCGCUAUGCUGCUACCGAGAGUCGUAAUAUAAUAGUAACAAUAAUAAAUUACGUUUCUUUUUGAUUUAUCGUACGAAAUAAAUUAAACAUACAAAAUACUAA
Molecule: messenger RNA, 1425 nt
Organism: Folsomia candida
Lineage: Eukaryota; Metazoa; Arthropoda; Collembola; Entomobryomorpha; Isotomidae
Product: B-cell receptor-associated protein 31
Exons: 8
Coding region: 246-926 (226 amino acids)
Biological process (GO): endoplasmic reticulum to Golgi vesicle-mediated transport; intracellular protein transport
Cellular component (GO): endoplasmic reticulum; endoplasmic reticulum membrane
Source: RefSeq, a predicted model, not a curated record